AUCCCAACUUCGCAGUGUCUCCGGGUCGUUCAUCAAGUAUUCCAUUGCUGGGGGUGAACAAGAGGAGCUUUGCCAUUAAUCAUUCACACACAUCUUAACCUGUGUCGCGCCAGCGUCUUAUGUGUGAUAGAGUUGGUGUGAAAAAUUCCUGCACAUCUUCCAGCAAUUCAUCCCAUCAAAAGGAAGUUUUCGGGGGCUGUCAUACGGGGACAGAGAGACACACAAUAGGCGAAAAAUAAUUGGCAAGAGAGUGAGUGUGCAGAAAAGGCGAGUUUAAUUUUGUGGAAAUGGGACGGUUUUUCAUUCACGCGCUGGUAUUAUCGUGCAUUAUUCUCUUAUCAUCGUGCAAUGCAAAUGACGACAGCAGAGGCGAUCGGAAGGAGGAUGAGAAGCACUUUGGCAGCUUUCAGCAUCAGCGACUUCUGCCGCUGGCGCGAUUUCCGGCGCAACUCCUUCAGCUGCUGCCAGGAAGUGGCCAGAGCAGUCAAAUUAUGCCUGACAACGACGCCGUUUAUGGCGACGAGCAGCCCGUCGCCAGCUCCUACCUCCACCAGGACGACGAGUAUGACGAGGAUGAGGACUUGGACAUGGAUCCUGAGCUGCAGUCCAGCCAGCCGUACGGAAUUCAGAAUGUGAGGCGCAACGCCGAGACGCUGCCCAGCAGAUCGAUCCGGACCAAGGGGAAAAUCACACGAACGAGCUUCCAGUCGCUGUGCCCCUCGACGAGGUCCCUCGUCUACCUGAAGGACGAGGCCGGAAACUACGAGUACAAGCCGGACCACUACGAGGAAGUGACAUGCGAGCAUCCGUUCACCUCCUUCAGGGACUACCGCGUACACCGGAACAAGCCCGCUUUAAGUCGCUUAAUCGAUGGGAAUAUGGAUGAGAUCUGCGGCGAGGCGGGCCUCUUCUGCAUCCAGCUCAACCGGACCAUCUUCCUCACGCGCCGCCUCUUCGGCACGGACUGCUGGGAGUCGCUGACGCGCCAGGUGCCCGCCGGAUGCGAGUGCAUGUGGCCCAAGCACCACUACGGCGAUAUUACGUCCCACCACUGAGCCGCGGCAGCGCCCCCAUCCCGAUCGCAUGAUGAUCUCUUGCCCCGUGACACUGUGUAGAUUGCCGAAUAUACCAUUUCUGUGUAGCACUGCGCCUUUCCUUUCGCCCCUCCGCACGCGCCGACCAUACAAAGCCCCCUGAA
Messenger RNA from Phlebotomus argentipes, 1198 nucleotides. RefSeq lists its product as uncharacterized. The transcript is spliced from 6 exons. NCBI's taxonomy places the organism in Eukaryota, Metazoa, Arthropoda, Insecta, Diptera, Psychodidae. The coding region runs from base 288 to 1055 and encodes 255 amino acids. The record is from RefSeq and is a predicted model, not a curated record.